This is a messenger RNA of Trichobilharzia szidati, 1280 nucleotides long. NCBI's taxonomy places the organism in Eukaryota, Metazoa, Platyhelminthes, Trematoda, Strigeidida, Schistosomatidae. The record is from the annotation of a GenBank genome assembly.
GAAGUGUCUUCGGCGCCUACUCAGACAGGUGCGUUAUUCCUCCUGAUGCCCAUAUAUGUAACGCAGCAUUUAUCAUUCCCUUGGGAAUUUGUCGCAUCUCUGUUUUGGAAGCGUUAUCCAAAUCCAUAUGCGAAGCAUGUAUUAUCUGAAGACGUUUUGGAAAGGAAAUUCUUACCGGACGGAAAGUUGUAUACCAAACGGUUAGUAAUUAAGAAAAUAUCAAGAAGAAUUCCAUUUUGGUUGCUGAAAUUUAUUCCAAAUGGUCAGGUUUCAGUUGUUGAAGAGUCAAUCAUUGACAUUAAGGCCAAGCGGAUUGAUGUUGUAUCGAAGAACUUUGGUUCUUAUAAAAAGUAUGUGUCUGUUAAGGAGUACUGUUCCCUAUUUCCGUCACAAGAUGACCGUUCAACAACAACUUUUUCACGCAUACUUUCACUUGAAUCCAAUGUGAAAAGCUUUUUGCGCUCAGCUCUCAUGAAAACAUGCCACUCAUACUACAGUUCUUCUUCUAAUGAUACAUAUUUAGGAUAUAUACAUGUAUGCAAUAUGUACAGAAACACUCUACAUCCUCAGAAGUCAUCUUCACUGACAAACGAUACAACUAAGAGUUCUGUACGGGCUGGCAGUGCAUAUGGAACACGAGAAUUCACGUCUUCUAAGCUACCUCGAAUAGUUAUGGCCGAUUCUGGUUCGCGUGAAUAAACAAAAAAGAAAGCAGAAGAAGAAUAUCUGUACUGAGUUUAGUUUUUUUUCUUCUUUAUAGCUAAAGUUUUCCCUAUAGGAUUUAUUAUUUUCUAUUAUUGUUGUGAAAGUGCCGAAUUAAAGUGCGUUAAUGCAUUUUUGCGUGUGUUUACUCACCAAAAUUUUCUACUAUCCAACUACUACUACUACUACGUGCUAUCCUAGAGAAUUCAACAAUAAACAGAAUAUUAAAGUUUUGUCUUUCAUUUCAAUGUUUGUCCUCUGUUGUUCACCUUUUAUAAAUUUAUUUAAACGAAUGAUAAUCAGUUUUGAUGCUGCUGUCUCUCAGGUUCUCGUAUUUUGUAAACAGUGAGGAUGCUUGUACUAUUUUAUGUUAAUCGUGAUGUACUUCGAAAGACCUAAGUGGAUCAGCAGAUCAGAUUGUAAUUUGUUUUGAAACCCCGUUACCUUCUGGACACAUUUGGUAUUAUCAUUCUUAAAACAGCAACAAUUUUAGUAAUGUAGAUUAUAACGUUGAAUAGAAGUACAAAUAUCAACGUAUUGAAUACUCUUUCUGUGAAGUAAAUAGGAAGUAAAAAUGA